AUGCUGCUCCUUACCCUCUCCUGUUUAGCCUCCCUGACCAGCAGUGCCCACCCAGGGUGUGGCCUCCGACCGUCCUACGAGUCCCUGCAGACGACUGGAAAGAGGAUUGGCACAGGGACAGACGUCAAGCCUGGGGAGUUCCCGUGGCUCGUGAGCAUCCAGAGCCAGGGCAAGCACCUCUGUGCAGGCUCCAUCAUCAGUGCCCUGUGGAUUUUAACUGCAGCCCACUGCUUUGCAGACGAGCUGCCAGCAGAUCUGACAGUGGCAGUGGGGGGAGUCGACCUCAGCCUCCCCCUGGAAGAGCAUAGCCCUGACAGCCUGAUCCUGCACGAGGAAUUCAACAGGACCAGCCUGCAGAAUGACAUUGCCCUGAUCCUGCUCAGCAAUCCCAUCGAGUUCAGCAAGGAGAAGAUGCCAGUCUGCCUGCCCUUUGUGUGUGACACGGACACGUGGCAGCACUGCUGGGCUGCUGGCUGGGAGAACUCGAGUGCAGGGGAAAAAUGCCUGCAGCAGAUCCCUCAACUCGUGGGGAGCGUGGUGUGUGCUGAGACAGAGCAAGGAGGAGGAGGAGGAGGAAGAGGAGGCUGCAAGGUGGACAGCGGGGGACCCCUGGUUUGCAGCUACUGGAACACCCUGAAGUGGUUCCAGGUCGGCAUCACCAGCUCAGGGAAGCCAAACCACAGGAUUUUAACACCUGUCUGCAGCUACCAGGAGUGGAUUGAGAAGGAAACAGCCAUAAGGGGAAAACCUUUCCUCACCGAGGGUGUGGACAAUGGGGCACAUCUCAGGGUUGCUCGUUCCAGGGCUGGAACACAGGUGGUGUUUUUGGAGCAUUGUCUCCUUUUAUUCAUCUUUUUAAUAGCAGCUGGAUUACCCUGA
This is a messenger RNA of Catharus ustulatus (Swainson's thrush), 879 nucleotides long. It is a transcript of the gene PRSS55, whose product is annotated as serine protease 55. Lineage: Eukaryota; Metazoa; Chordata; Aves; Passeriformes; Turdidae. Gene Ontology annotation, molecular function: serine-type endopeptidase activity. The record is from RefSeq and is a predicted model, not a curated record. Gene Ontology annotation, biological process: proteolysis. Bases 1 to 879 code for a protein of 292 amino acids. The transcript has 5 exons.